Striga asiatica is the source of this 498-nucleotide messenger RNA. The record is from the annotation of a GenBank genome assembly. NCBI's taxonomy places the organism in Eukaryota, Viridiplantae, Streptophyta, Magnoliopsida, Lamiales, Orobanchaceae.
AUGAAAACUUACCCACACCGCCGUCAUCGAUUCACACACAACACGCAUCCGCUGUCGGACCGCCGUCGCCGUUGCGUCGGGCCGCCGAGGUCUGCCGCUUCAGAGCAUCGUCACUGUAAGGCGGUGGCUGACAGCGACAUUAUUGGCGAGUUCUCUGGAAGGCGGGGCAUUCUAAACACCGGCGAGAGUUUUUUUGAAGCAACGCUGGGUGGACCUCCGGUGGCGGUAGCGACUGCACUGUCGGUGGACGGUGAUGGAAUGUUCGACGAAACCGACGGUCUGCGGGUGGCUGGGCAUCAGACUAGGAUUGACAACGGUGGGUGGCUGGAUCUGGCGAUGGCGGUGUGUGGCAUACGGGCGGCGACCGACGGUGGGUGGCUGGAUCUGGUGAUGGCGAGGCGGCUAUGGGUGAUGUCAGAGAUGGCGGGCGGUGGCUUUGGACUGGAGUGUCACCGUCUGUGGCCGUGUUUGGGAUUUGAGAAUCCUAACAAACUUUAG